Cyprinus carpio (common carp) is the source of this 614-nucleotide messenger RNA. RefSeq names its product large ribosomal subunit protein bL36m-like. NCBI's taxonomy places the organism in Eukaryota, Metazoa, Chordata, Actinopteri, Cypriniformes, Cyprinidae. Gene Ontology annotation, cellular component: ribosome; mitochondrial large ribosomal subunit. Gene Ontology annotation, molecular function: structural constituent of ribosome. The record is from RefSeq and is a predicted model, not a curated record. Gene Ontology annotation, biological process: ribosome biogenesis; translation.
GUGUUGACAGCAUGGCACCGCUACUGCUCCCGCGUCUUGUUGGUUCCUUGACACGGCAGUUGUCCCAAGUUGCCAGAUGUGCUGCUCUCGGCUCCUUUCCUGCAGUAGGUGCACAGAGAUGCAUCUCCACCAUCACAGCUGCAACGGCACGAUUCAGAGGAGUCAUCCACCCAGUGAGGGAGCCACACGUGCCAUUCCUCUCACCUCUGCUUGGACCAUGCCAGCAGCUCCUGUGUGUUCAACCAGCUGCCGGCAUGAAGACAAAAACUGCCCUCAAAAGACGCUGCAAAGACUGCUUUUUCGUCCGCCGCCGUGGAAGGCUGUUUGUUUUUUGCAAAUCCCACCCCAGACACAAGCAGCGGCAGGGGUGAAUUAUUUGAGACCUUAAUGUAUGAUCUCACACCGCUGACUGAGGCUUGAGAAUCACUCGAAUGGUGUACUGAGCAUGUAAAGAUCAUAGAGUUUCUAAUAAAUUUUGACAUCCUCAUCUGAAAAGAUGCUCGAAGAUUUUGAGAAUGAUAUUUUCAUAUAUGUUCAGGAGCACAGCUGUUAACUAGGCCUUAUUUACAUGUGUAAACCCACUGAAUUAAAAUGUAAUGUUAUUGAAAAGGCCA